Aplysia californica (California sea hare) is the source of this 435-nucleotide messenger RNA. RefSeq lists its product as uncharacterized. Bases 1 to 435 code for a protein of 144 amino acids. The transcript has a single exon. Lineage: Eukaryota; Metazoa; Mollusca; Gastropoda; Aplysiida; Aplysiidae. The record is from RefSeq and is a predicted model, not a curated record.
AUGUCAGCAAUUCUGUUCAACCUUGACAUUGACUGGGUCAUGAGGAAAACAACAGAUGAUACAUUAAGAGGCAUAAGGUGGACCCUCUUCUCCACCCUCGAGGAUCUUGCCGACAACCUUGAACUACUCUCCCAUACCAACCAGCACAUGCAUGAAAAAACAAACCAACUCCACAAAUACGGUCGCCAGAUCAGGUUAAAAAUAAGCCAGAAAAAGACAGAAGUGAUGACGCUGAAUGAAGGCUCCCCAACGCUGAUUAGGGUGAACAAUGCAGACCUGCCUAUAACAGACAAAUUUACUUACCUAGGCAGCAUAAUUAAAAGUGACGGCGGCACAAAGGAAGACAUCAUGAACAGACUCGGCAAGGCAAGUCUUUACACAGAAGCAUGGUCAACAUCUGGAAGUCAGGACAGUUCAGUGUACAGACCAAGUUAA